UUUACUUUUGGACACUUUUAGAGGCACAUUAAGCUCCUCGUACAUGCACACACACAUACACAGCCCCCUCAUGCAUACUGUGCCAACAUGCAGACACACACCCUCACUGAGCCGAGCAAGGCGCUGGCUAUAAAAGCUGCUCCCAGUGGAAGGUGUGAAGCACAAUCAGACCAGUCCAGCCGAGCAGACACACAGACACACACAGAGGCACACAUACAGGCACACAGAGACACAGGGACACGUACGACUCCUCUGCACUGGGAUAUGAACACUCUCGUCCUAACCUGCCUCCUGUCCUAUGUAGUGAGCAGUGCUCUUGGGGUGUGGGGAUCAGAGGUGACCUUCUCCACAGAGCUGAGUGGGGUGAUGGGGGGUCCAGCCUCUGGAGAGGGCCUCCACAGUUCUCUGAAUGACGAUGACGAGCUGGAGCCGGUGGAUCUAGACGAAGAUCCUUCAGGGGAAGCACAUCUACCCCCUCAUGUGUUUACCAUUCUUAAAGAUGAGAGAAAAAAGAAGAAGGGAAAGGGUAAGAGGAAGAACAAACACAGAGGUAAAAGCACCACAGCCCUGAACCCGGAGCACAUGUACCACACGAGCGAGUACCACACGAGCGGGUUCACGUCAGCCAUCAGCACCACAGAGGAUCCCUGCACCUCCACACACCUGGACUACUGCAUCCACGGCCACUGCCACUACCUGGAGGGCCUGCACGAGCCUGUGUGCAUCUGUAUGAAGGGUUACGUGGGAUUACGCUGUGGGAUCCAGACCUUGGAGACUAAAGGACCCUCAGAAGACGAGGGCAGUGGUCCAGAGCUGAUCCAGACUGUGCUGGUCGUCAUUGCUGUGGUUCUGUCUGUCAUCAGCUGCAUUGCCAUCAUCCUAAUGACCUGUGCCCAUUACAGGUCUCAUAAAAAUUUUCUGGCGUCAUAUCUUGGAAGUGGAGGAACAGCAAAAGAACAAGAGAAACUCCAGAAAACCCAGAAUGAUGCUGUGGUGUGAAAAUGACGAGUUGUUGCCAGAUUUGGCAAAACCUUCUACACAUAACAUGUGAGCCGCAGCGUGAGAAGACGGCGCCGUCCUGCAGACCCUGAGGAUCCUGGCGACUGCGGCCGGCUGCUUUUGUAGAUGCUGUUUUAAAGAAUGAUCUGAAGUCUUUAUUAGAAUGUAAUUUAUUCUAGUGUGGUUAUUUAUUGCUAAAAUGACAUUGAACUGUAUGUACAGUCCGUGGAUGCUGAGCAUUCACUUUUCUUAAAGUUUAUAGCUGUUUUAUUUAUUGCACUGCUGUUGUUAUAGGUCAGACAAACCCUUUUCAUGUCAGAGGG
Periophthalmus magnuspinnatus is the source of this 1322-nucleotide messenger RNA. It is a transcript of the gene areg, whose product is annotated as amphiregulin. Bases 88 to 999 code for a protein of 303 amino acids. Gene Ontology annotation, biological process: positive regulation of mitotic nuclear division; epidermal growth factor receptor signaling pathway; positive regulation of cell population proliferation. NCBI's taxonomy places the organism in Eukaryota, Metazoa, Chordata, Actinopteri, Gobiiformes, Gobiidae. The record is from RefSeq and is a predicted model, not a curated record. The transcript is spliced from 7 exons.